This is a messenger RNA of Symbiodinium sp. CCMP2456, 279 nucleotides long. NCBI's taxonomy places the organism in Eukaryota, Dinophyceae, Suessiales, Symbiodiniaceae. The record is from the annotation of a GenBank genome assembly.
AUGCUCCUGCUCUCUGCGAGCCGCGACCGGUGGGAGCCAGUCCGGAUAAUCGUAGAAGGCGGCUGUGACCUGAGAUCCACCUCGGGUUCUCGCGCCUUGCUGCUCGCGGCGCAGCGCGGGAACUGGGAGGCCGUGCAGCUGCUGGUGGAGCGAGGUGCCGACCUCUCUUCCGACGCAGCGCUGCGGGCCUUCAGUGCGGCUGCCUCUGCGAAUCGUGUGGAGUCUGUGGCGAAGUUCUUGGAGCACGGCUUAGACCUUUCAUCCUGGGGCGGCAGGAAG